Molecule: messenger RNA, 2374 nt
Organism: Panicum hallii
Lineage: Eukaryota; Viridiplantae; Streptophyta; Magnoliopsida; Poales; Poaceae
Product: aspartic proteinase nepenthesin-1-like
Exons: 2
Coding region: 592-1926 (444 amino acids)
Biological process (GO): proteolysis
Cellular component (GO): extracellular region
Molecular function (GO): aspartic-type endopeptidase activity
Source: RefSeq, a predicted model, not a curated record
UUUGGCCAACCUAUUAUUUUUUUGAGAUUGCAUUUAAAUUUAUUCUAGGCAACAAAAUCGACAUACAGAAAUUAUAUACUGACAGUGGACUCAGUGAUUUCAUCCACACUGCGACUCUGAAAAUUCUUGGUCCUCACUCCUCAGUACUCACUGCGUCUGUGUUCGUGUUCCAUUCUCGCACAUGCUCAUCCUGCCCAUCUCCUCUGCUUACUCAGGGCAGUCGAGGAGAGGUCAAACAAAAACGCCGCUGCCGUCCUCGGGCGACUCCACCUCCAUCUUACUUUGUAGCCGACUCCAAAAUAUUCAAGAAAAAAAAAGGACAGGCCGAAACGGCGUAGUACGAUGCAGCCGCGUUCUUUUGAAAACGUUGUCGCCGCACCACCGGCUUCUGCCAACAAGUAGGCAUCAGUGGCACAUCACCCAACCGCCUGUCCUCACUCCUCCCCAAUUAUCCGGUGCCAAUCCCGGCUCCAAACAAUCUCAAUUGCUCUCGGUUCUCGAAUCACCACGAGCCGCGUGCUCCGGGAUGCUUAGAUAAGCAGCGUGAUCCCAGUGGCGAGCUCCUCCGAUCCCCGUUCCAAGCUAGUAAGCAUGAAGCGGCUCGCGGCGCUGCUGGUCCUGAUCGCGCUGCCGUGCCCCGCGCGCGCCGCCCCCGGCGCCGGCGUGGUGGCGGCGCUGCUCACGCACGCCGACGCCGGCCGCGGCCUCGCGCGGCCCGAGCUCGUCCGGCGCAUGGCGCACCGCACCCGGGCGCGCCGGCGGCUGCUGUCCGAGACCGAGCGCCCGGUGCGCGCGCGGGUGCGCGCCGGGCUCGGCGGCGGCGGCGGCAUCGUGACGAACGAGUACCUGGUGCGCCUGUCCGUGGGCACGCCGCCACGGCCCGUGGCGCUCACGCUCGACACGGGGAGCGACCUCGUGUGGACGCAGUGCGCGCCCUGCCGCGACUGCUUCGGCCAGGGCCUCCCGCUCCUGGACCCUGCGGCGUCGUCCACCUACGCCGCGCUCCCCUGCGGCGCGCCCUGGUGCCGCGCGCUCCAGUUCACGUCGUGCGGCGGCCGCGGCUGGGGCAACCGGACCUGCGUCUACGCCUACCACUACGGGGACAAGUCGCUCACCGUCGGCCAGCUCGCGACCGACCGCUUCACCUUCGGAGACGGCGGCGGCAGCAAUGCCGGCAGCCUCUCCUCCCGGCGCUUGACCUUCGGGUGCGGCCACUUCAACAAGGGCGUGUUCCAGUCGAACGAGACCGGCAUUGCGGGGUUCGGCCGGGGGAGGUGGUCGCUUCCGUCCCAGCUCAACGUCACAAGCUUCUCCUACUGUUUCACCUCCAUGUUCGAGUCCAAGAGCAGCCUCGUCACGCUCGGCGGCGCGCCGGCCGCGCUCUACAGCCACGCGCACGUCGGCGAGGUCCGGAGCACCCCGCUCCUCAGGAACCCCUCGCAGCCGUCGCUCUACUUCCUCUCGCUGAUGGCCAUCUCGGUGGGCUCGACGCGCAUCCCCGUGCCAGCGCCGCGUCGCGGCUCGACGAUCAUCGACUCCGGCGCGUCGAUCACGACGCUCCCGGAGGACCUGUACGAGGCCGUGAGGGCGGCGUUCGCGGCGCAGGUCGGGCUCCCGCCCGGCGGCGUGGAGGGCUCCGCGCUGGACCUCUGCUUCGCGCUGCCCGUGACGGCGUUCUGGCGCCGCCCCGCCGUGCCGGCGCUGACGCUGCACCUGGAGGGCGCCGACUGGGAGCUGCCGCGCGCCAACUACGUGCUCGAGGACCUCGGCGCGCGCGUGAUGUGCGUCGUGCUGGACGCGGCGCCCGGGGAGCAGGCCGUCAUCGGCAACUUCCAGCAGCAGAACACGCACGUCGUGUACGACCUCGAGAACGACCGGCUGUCCUUCGCGCCGGCACGAUGCGACAGGCUCGUAGCGUCGUUGUAGCGUUCGUGUACAUAGUAAAGGCCUUCUUUGCAGAUUACAUAGCACGUCGAAUUUGACCCCAUUUCGGAAGAAUUUUGAUGAAGAAUUUGCAUAGUAGGAGUAGCAUCUUGUGAGCUGGUUUACACUGGAUAUUUGCUCCGCGUUCUUCAGCCUGUCAUCCAUACAGCUGAGCUGAGCUGAGCUGACAAAGCAGUAGCUCCUUAUCUCAUUUCCGACUGAUGAUAGGAACGCUCGGACUGGGAGCAGACGCGGUUCGCUUUCAGGGCACUGUCGGCAGGUGAACACGACACCAAUGAGGCUACGAGCUAGAUGGCCAAAUGGUCUGGUCAAUACUUGUUUGUAAACUAAUUCAGUGCAUGCUAUCUGAUGAAAAUCUGUGAUGUUACCAGGAUUGUACGAGCUAUGGCCCCUCUUUGUCCAUAGCCAAUCCAUUAUUCUCCAAAAAAGA